AAGUAGAUGAAUAGUCAAAGGACAUGGCGGCUACGUUGUGGUGGUCUACGCAUUGAGUCUCUGACUGAAGACCAGAGAAACUUCUCAAAUUCCUAUACUCUUCUCUUCCAUUAAUCUAUCUAUAUACCCCCACUCCCUCUGCAGAUCCGUCACUACCACGAGAAUCCAAAAAUGGAGCCCGAUGAGAAAAAAGCAAUGAUUCGCGAUAUCGCGCUACAAGUCUUCGUCAUCUCCAUCGCCAUCGUCUCCUUCCUCUGGAUGCACGGCAUUCCCCAGCGCCUCUAUGCCAAGCUCCGCCACCGUCCCCCAAACCCACGCGCCGUCCAAGCGAAAAGUCAUUUCGUCAAAGGCGCGCAACUCGUCUCGCAAGCCAGAAGAUCCAAAAACGCCUCCGUCACAGUCUCCCUCGCUAAACAGGCUCUAGAGGAAGCCGAGAAGGCCAUCGCGCUGGAUCCUAAGGACGCCGCCUCGCACUUCUUGAAGUCCAUGGCGCUCGAUCUCCAGGGCUUCCGUAGCAACGCGCUGGACGCGCUGGACGCCGCGCUGUCUCCGCUGGCCGCGGCGUCGCUGGCGGCCGACGAGAGAGGCGACGCACUGCUGAAGAGAGCGGAGCUGAAGAUCUCGUUGAGCAAGAAGCGCGUUGACUCGGUGCUGGCGGAUUUGAACGAGUCAGUGAAGCUGAGUCCCCGGAACCCGAAAGCGUGGUGCAUGCUGGGAGAGUGUUAUGAGGGAAAUGAUAUGGGAGAGGAAGCGAAGAAGGCUUAUAAAGAGGCUCUCCAAUUGGAGCCACAAUCGGACGUGGCUCAGGAAGCUCUCAACAGGUUGGGUUCGUAGUAGCGUUCGCUAUCGAAUCAAAGGUUUGAGAUGAUAUCGCUUUGCUUGUUGUAUGUUUGUUAUCAAUAUCGUUGUUUAUAGUCUUCGAUCAUGGAUACCGUGAUUGGAUGUUAAGUGUGAGCACUUGCAUCAAUAAUGAUUUUCUCCGAAGAAUUUCAAUUC
This is a messenger RNA of Vigna angularis (adzuki bean), 996 nucleotides long. RefSeq lists its product as uncharacterized. Gene Ontology annotation, molecular function: protein binding. The transcript has a single exon. Bases 172 to 834 code for a protein of 220 amino acids. Lineage: Eukaryota; Viridiplantae; Streptophyta; Magnoliopsida; Fabales; Fabaceae. The record is from RefSeq and is a predicted model, not a curated record.